This is a messenger RNA of Quercus robur (English oak), 920 nucleotides long. RefSeq lists its product as uncharacterized. Bases 256 to 762 code for a protein of 168 amino acids. The transcript is spliced from 4 exons. The record is from RefSeq and is a predicted model, not a curated record. Lineage: Eukaryota; Viridiplantae; Streptophyta; Magnoliopsida; Fagales; Fagaceae.
UCCUUUAAUUUUUAUUUGUACAAGGUGACAAUAUCAAAGUACAUUACUAAUAUUUUGGUUGUACCUGUUUGUGGGCCAAGCUAAAUCGUUCACAAAGUAUUAAAAAUUAGGUGGGUCAUUCUAGAAAUUUAAUUUUUUUUACAAACUAAACAUAACUUAAGGUUGGUACGUAACACUGAAUUGGUAUAUAAUAGUUGAUCCACACAUCCCUAUAAUUUAUCCUCCAACGUCUCAAAUUGCCUAUAAGCUACUGUCAUGGCAAUCUCAAUAGUACUGACCGUGAGACUCUGGCUAUUCGCUGUGGCUCUUACCUAUGUUUCUGUUCUUUACGGCAACUUAGGGAAGGCAGAUGAAGUACCUCAAGAUCAUGAUCCGGCUCAAAUUGUUGCCAAAGCAUUGCUAUGUUUCAAUGAAAAAUAUGUUUACAGUAGUUGUGAAGAAUCUCAAAGACUCAGUGAGAGCGGAAAACUCAACGUGCCACCUCAAAAGACCGAUGAAUACUGCAGUGGACCGUGCCUGACUGAAACAAACCUAGUGCUAAACUGCAUUGAAAACAUUUUAGAUAAUUUUAAGUUUUACAAUAAGGCCACAAUACAGGAUGUUAGAGAUACAGUUAAGGCAGCAUGUGGCAAUGGCCCAGAAAGAGGUAAUUUUGAUGUAGCCGAGCAUAUUAAAGCUGAAACAAGCAAUGCACACAAGGCCGUGAAUCAAAUUCUAUAUGGGCUUGGAUUGAUGAUCGUGGGGCAUGGUUUAUUGCCUUAAGAUGUGUACUAUAAUAUGAAUUCACUUCACGGGCUAUGUUUUCUGGCUUUGAUAUGUCAUAGAUGUAAUAAUUAAUAGUAUGUCGGUGUAAUGCACGAAGUAACUAAAAAUGAUAUACAAAUUUCUAAUAAAAAGUUUCAGUAAUCCUUUCUUAAUUU